This is a messenger RNA of Aphidius gifuensis, 2589 nucleotides long. RefSeq names its product protein N-terminal asparagine amidohydrolase (gene Ntan1). The record is from RefSeq and is a predicted model, not a curated record. The transcript is spliced from 8 exons. Gene Ontology annotation, biological process: ubiquitin-dependent protein catabolic process. Gene Ontology annotation, molecular function: protein-N-terminal asparagine amidohydrolase activity. The coding region runs from base 674 to 1618 and encodes 314 amino acids. Lineage: Eukaryota; Metazoa; Arthropoda; Insecta; Hymenoptera; Braconidae. Gene Ontology annotation, cellular component: nucleus.
CAGGCUGAUCUGAGUGCAUCAUCAGCAUCAAGCAGCAGUGCAGACAGUGUCGUGGUAGUCGUCGAAUGUAGUCACAAUAUUGUCUAUUGUUUAUUUAUAUUAUUUACUAAUUUAUCACGAGUUAUUUUUGUUGACAAUAUUAUCAAAAAAAAAAGAACAUAUCAACCAUCAUAAACAUAAACAAUCAAGUGCUCCAAUUUCGCCAUUAAUAAAAAAAAUUAAAACAAUAAUGUAGUAAUUAAUAUUAUUUUAUUGCAUAAAAUAUAUAUACCGUGUUGAAAUUUGUUGUUAAUAAUUGUACGUGCCAAAAAGUUUAUUUUAUUUUUUAUUUUUUUUUUCUGCUCCAAUAAUUUAAAAAUUGCGUGUGUGUAGAGAUAUAUCACCAGUUGCAUGUUACAUAACCCAACAAUAUUCACCUGAUUUUUGACAUUUAUAUUUUAUCAUUUAAACAAUAUAAAUUAUAAAUAAACCGUUGGUUUUUGGUUAACCCGGCUUUUAUUAUUAACAAUUUAUUAUUGUUGUUCAUUUUAUCAACUACAAUUGGAGAUCUACUCUGCUGUCCUCUGUCGAUAAAUCAUCUGCCUUAGGCUGAGGAUUUUAGGCAACAAUUUCUCAAUAAUGGCGGCUGGAACGUGUCCUUUUUCAUAAAAGUUAUUUGAUAUAUUUAACCAGGAUGGUGCUGGUAGUAAAUGGAGUUCUCCAAGAGGAGGCUCCAGCUGACAGCAGAUCCUUGUAUGCAUCUCAUCCAGUUUAUCGUGAAACAGCUGCACAUUUACACUCAAUGCCAGCAAAAUUAGUUGGACCAGUUGGUCUUCUUUAUGUUCAACAACGUGAAAUGGCUGCUACACUACCCCAUGACAAGAACGUGAAUAUCCUGGGCUCUGACGACAUGACCACGUGCAUAAUCGUCGUUGUCAGGCAUUCAGGAUCAGGAGCUGUUGCUUUGGCACAUCUUGAUGGUGCUGGAACUGAAGAUGCAGCAUCAGCAAUGGUUCAAAGGGUUACUGAGCUUGCACUUGGAUUUCCAGAAGGAAGAAUUGAACUUCAACUUGUCGGUGGUUAUUCUGAUCCGAGAAAUUACUCAGAAGAAUUAUUUUACAGUAUACUUUCUGCUUUUCAUAAACAACUUAUUGAAGUUGAUUUGACAUUAUGCUGUGUUGGUGAAUUAAAUACAACAGUUAGAGGUGGUAUUCAUUGGCCAGUUAUUUAUGGUAUUGGACUUAAUGUUAAAACUGGAGAAAUAUUUCCAGCAACAUUUCCAGACAAAGGACCAGAUCAAGCACUAAGAUGUGCUAGACAUUUGACAGGUGGCCAACAGGUACUAGAUGUUUAUGAUUGUACACUUGGUCUCUUGAGAAUUGGUCCAUUCAAUUAUGAUCCACUUCGUGGAGUUGAUCUUUGGCUUGCACAAACUGAUCAAUUCAUUCUUCAACAUUUAUCAACAGCACCUGAUGUAGAACCUCCACAUUUUGUUUCUCAGGUAAGAGCAACAUUAAAAUACAUUCAGGAUAAUCAAUUUCCAGCUGUGACAGUUUUUCGAGACAACAGACCACAUUAUUAUCGUCGAGAUGAAGCCACUGGUGUUUGGCAACCAAUUCGUUAUGAUACUAACUUUUAAUUUACUUGUCAAUGAUUAAAAAACAACAAAAAUUGCUAUCGAGAUAACAAUAUAAUUAUCCUCUCAAUAAGAAUCUUAAUUUUUUAAUUAUUGGAUUAAUGAUUCUUUAAGUUAUUUAAUAAUCAAUUGCCAUAUAUCGAUUCUACAUGAGGAUAAUAGUAAAGGUGUCUAUAUAAAUAUUAAACAUACAAUACGAUGUACAUAAUAUUUUUUUUUCAUUUUUUUUUUUUAUUUCUUUCUUUCUGUAGAAUAGGCUUGCUAGUAAUUUCUGUAAAAUUUGUCGUAAUUUUAUUUUGUUCUUUUUUUUUAUUAUUAAACAAUUUUGCCAUAAUUUUUUCAUUAUUAAAACUCGAGAAAACAAUUAUUAAUUUCUAUCUAUAAUAAACGUCUUGCUAUUUUUUGUUUUUUUUUUUUCGUUGAAAUAUAAAAUUAAAAAUAUCGUUGUUUUUCUCGUUUCGGUGAUAAACUAGCUAGCCUUUAUUACAAAAUUAAUUUCAAACAUUUAUAAUUAUCAUUAGACUUAUGAAGAGAUAUAUUUUUACUAUUAUUAUAUGGAAAAAAAAACAAAACGUUUGGUAUACAAAUUAAGUAACAAAAAUAUUAAGAAAAAAAUUAUUUCUUUUGUAGUCAUUAAGUUGUUUUUCGUUGCUCUCUAUUGUUUUUUAAAUAAGUUUUUUUUUUUUUUUUUCAUUUAUUUCUUUUAUUUUUUACGUAGAAAUUAUGAAAGUUAUUAAAAAAAAUAAAAAUAAAAUCUUCUAGAAGCUAUUGUUAGACAGAGUGAUGUAAAAUGAUGAUGGAAAAAAAUAAGAAAAAUUAUAAAAACGUCUGAUAGUGAUAACUUCUGAAAACUAUGAUUAUAAUUGAUCAUUUAACAUUUUUCAGUUGCUUCAGAGGUUGAAAUAAUAAAUGAUAAUUAAUUAGCAUCAUUAACUAGAUUAUUUAUCAUUUAAAAAAAAAAGAAAUUGCAUAAA